UCCCCCGUCGACUCUGCACGCCUUAUCACCACACAACCCCAUAUACACACGGUUCCUCAGAUUACGACUACGAUCGAGGAAGAGGAAGAAGAUACAAUAUGGCCCUGGGAGACGACUCUCCGGCCUCCUACAUCCGCAUGGUUCACCAUCUGAUAGAGAAGUGCAUGACGUUCGGGAUGAGCAUGGAGGAGUGCAUGGAGGCGCUGUCCAAGCGCGCCGACGUUCAGCCGGUCGUCACCUCCACAGUAUGGAAAGAGCUGGAGAAGGAGAACAAGGAGUUCUUCGACAGAUACAACAAGCAGUUGAGAUCAGAAAAGGGAGGCCGAAGCAGCUGCAGCAGCAGCAGCGACAGCAGCUCCUAAUGAUCAACAGGAGAUGCGUGCUGCUUAGAUGUUAGCCAUUCUGCACUUGGUAGAACGAAUAAUUAGAAGAUCGAUGGGGCGGGAAGUCAGCUAACGCGACACGAUUUAUGUGUGCUGGUGCAUGUACAGGAAUCAUAAGCCAUCUCGUACUGUUGCCAUAUUCUUCAGAUGUAAUUGUACUCAUCAUGUAUCCAUCUCCCACAGCUCUCGGUUCAGACUUUUCA
This is a messenger RNA of Triticum urartu, 586 nucleotides long. RefSeq lists its product as uncharacterized. Lineage: Eukaryota; Viridiplantae; Streptophyta; Magnoliopsida; Poales; Poaceae. The record is from RefSeq and is a predicted model, not a curated record.